GAUACACACAGUUUGCAAAGUUCAGCCAUGUUCAUGUUGGAAGUUGAUACAAUGAUGUUUUAUUUGGAACUUUAAUCAUUAUUCUGGAAUUAACAACUUACCUUCGAUAGUAACAUGGUUAUAUUUUUACCUGAAGUUAUUAAAAGGAGGUGAUUAGCCGUCUAAAAUAUAUUUUAGGAACGUCGGGGCUCUGGAAUUUGAAGCCUGUCGACAGAUUUUGUAUUUCUGGAUAAUAUAUUUUUUUAACCAAAAAUGGAGACACUAGACACAAGGUAUGUGGAUGUGGAGCAGCAGUUGCGGGACCCCCGAUCCUUGCUUCAUGUGGACGCAUUAUUGGAUGGUAUGGCAGCAAUGGUGAAUGACUGCAAUGUUCCAGCUGUUAAGAGGAGUAAAAACGUUGAAACAUUCCUAUCACGUUAUAGCAAUCAAGUUUCUAUAGUGCAACAGAAGAGGGUUGGAAAAAAUGAUUUUGUUUUUCAUAAAGUUAUUGGCAGAGGGGCAUUUGGUGAAGUCCAAGUUGUGCGGGAAAAGGGUUCUAAGAAAGUAUACGCUAUGAAAAUGUUAAGCAAGUUUGAAAUGAUUAAACGAUCUGAUUCAGCGUUUUUCUGGGAGGAGAGAGAUAUAAUGGCACAUGCUAACAGUGAAUGGAUCGUUCAGCUUCAUUAUGCGUUCCAAGAUGAGAAGUUCCUAUAUAUGAUAAUGGAUUAUAUGCCUGGAGGUGACCUUGUCAAUCUUAUGAGUAACUAUGAUGUGCCUGAGAAAUGGGCGAGGUUCUACACCGCCGAGGUGGUCCUCGCGCUCGACGCAAUUCAUUCCAUGGGCUUUAUCCACAGGGAUGUGAAGCCUGACAAUAUGUUGCUAGAUGCCAAUGGCCACCUCAAGCUAGCAGACUUUGGCACUUGUAUGGCCAUGGAUAAGAGUGGAAUGGUGAGAUCUGAUACAGCUGUAGGCACUCCUGAUUAUAUCUCUCCCGAAGUCCUCAAGUCUCAGGGAGGCGACGGUCAUUAUGGCCGUGAAUGUGAUUGGUGGUCAGUUGGUGUAUUUCUCUAUGAGAUGUUAGUUGGAGAUACGCCAUUCUAUGCAGAUUCACUCGUUGGUACUUAUGCAAAGAUUAUGGAUCACAAGAAUUCGCUCAGUUUUCCUGAUGAUGCUGAAGUCUCAUUCAAAGCACAAAAACUCAUCCGAGCCUUCCUAACCGACAUGGACUCAAGACUUGGUAAACGAGGGGUCUCAGAAAUCAAACAACAGUCGUUUUUUAAAAAUGAUAUGUGGACUUUCGACAAUAUUAGGAAUACCGUGCCUCCUGUUGUGCCAGAGUUAUCCCAUGAUGCGGAUACUAGUAAUUUUGACGAGAUUGAAAUGGACAACAAAGCUGAUGAAACGUUUGCAGUUCCAAAGGCCUUUGCGGGAAAUAACUUACCAUUUGUGGGGUUCACCUUCAAUAGACAAAAUCAAAUGUUCGCAUCACAAGAUUCGGCUGAUCGUCCAUCAGUGACAAAUUCAGAUGUUUCAAAGGAGUACAAGAAGAAAAUGAAGGAGUUGUCGGAGCAACUGGAGCAUGAGCAACAAACACGUAGCGAAUAUGAGCACAAAUACCGGUCCGGACUAGUCAAGCACGACAAACUUCUCAGGGAUUUAGAAAGUGAGAGUGAACACAGACGGAGAGUUGAAGAUGCCAACAUGGAUCUUCAAAAACAAGCUGUGCAACUAAGACAUGAUGUCAAAGAGUAUCAAAGGAAAGCAGAAUAUGAAUCUGAGAAUAAGCGAAAAAUUGAACAACGUAUUUCCGAACUGGUUCAUUAUAAAGAUUAUGUAGCUCCCGACUUGACAGAGAAGGCUACCUCAUUAGAAAAACAGCUUGAGAGCACAAGCAAAAAGCUACAGACAGAGGUGGAAAAUAGCAAUAGACAGAAAAAGAUACUUAGUGAUAUACAAAAGGCUCACACACACCUGGAGCAUGAACACUCUGAUUUGUGUGAAAAAAACCGAGUGUUAUCAGACACAAAGAACGCAUUAGAGAAAGAUAUCAUGACUCUACAUAGCAACCUGGAUGAUGAAAGGAAUAUGCUAUUUCAUGCAAAUGAAGUGAAGAAAGAACAAAAAGAGCGGAUAUCAUUUUUGCAAUCAGAGAUUAAAGACACAGAAAACAGACAAAUAGCCGAACAACAGAAACUUCAAGAAAGUAUAAUUUUAUUAGAAAAGUCCAAAGCCAAUAGUGAGUAUGAUCUAAAAACACUGCAGCGAAUGUAUGACCAGACACAGUUAGAGCACAAGGCAGAGGUUGCCUCAUUAAAGGCCGAAAAGAAACGUAUGCACAGGAGCCCAGAUAAUAAUGAUGUAACAAUCGCAGAUUUAAAACGACAGUUGGACGAGGAACGAUCAAGCCGUAAUAACGUUGAGCGCAAAUGGCACGAAUCAGAGAAAGAUAAAUCAAUGCUAGAAUUGGAGAAACAACAGUAUCAGUCACAGGUGCAACGUAUAGAAGAACAGAACCGAGACAUGAGACAAAAGCUAAAUGCAUACGAGAAACAGUUAGAUAACGAGAAACAAUUGCGAUCUCGUCUCGAGCAACAGAUCGUUACUCUGCAGAAGGCGGAGAAAAAUAUGAAGAAGGAACUACAAGAACUCAGGGAGGAGAAAAACCGGUUGACAGAACAAGUUGAUAAAAGCAGAUAUAAUUAUUCUCAUGCUCAGCUACAAGUCAAGGAGUUACAGGAACAACUUGAAACUGAACAACAUUUUACAUCACUUUACAAGAACCAGAUCGUGGAAAAUAAUGAUGAAAUAGAGGAGAUUGAGAAACUAAAAGAAAAAUACCACCAAGACAGCAUUUCAUUCCGCAUGGAGAAGGAUUCGCUGUCAGCCCAGCUUGAGCUUGCCCUAACCAAAGCCGACUCGGAGCAGCUUGCCCGAUCAAUAGCAGAGGAGCAGUAUUCAGAACUUGAGAAAGAGAAGACGAUGAUGGAGCUGGAAAUCAGAGACUUGCGACAGCGACAGAAAGCAGAGAUAAACGAGAAAAAUACCCAAAUAAGCAAACUGGAAGGUUCUCGAAAAGAAGCUGAGGAAAGGUACAACCAAUUGAACGAUAAAUUGUCGAUUGCAACCUCUGAGAAAGAAACCCUUGUCCAGCAGUUGAAGAAUGCAGUUGAAGAAAAAGAGUUAUUUAUAAAUCAGACAUCCAGCUCUGCAUCUAAAAUUGGACUAUUUACGAAACAGCUAGAGCAAGAACGUCAACUAAAAAUACAGGCUGUGAACAAAUUAGCUGAAGUAAUGAACCGAAAGGAUUUCAGCAAGAAAAAUAACAAAGUGAAUUCUGCUGAUCUCAGAAAGAAGGAGAAAGAAUGCCGUAAGCUACAACAAGAGUUGAAUCAAGAGAAGGAAAAGUAUGGUAAAAUGGUGACCAAGUAUACAAGGGAAUUGUCAGAUAUGCAAGUGGCUUACCAAGAAGAACUACAGAAACGUAACUUAAAUGAAAUGGAAUUGGCUAGCAAAGAGAGUGAGAUGGAAGUAAUGGAGAACAAACUUAAGUUGCUGCAGUUCGACUCUACCAGUCUCAACAGUGUCAAUGAUAUUGAAUCUGAGGAUUCAAGGUUAGAAGGUUGGCUUGAAAUCCCCAACAAGGGAAACAUUAAGAAACAUGGUUGGUUGAAAAAAUAUGUAGUCGUCAGUACAAAGAAAAUGCUGUUCUACAACAACGAGGAUGACAAGACAGCUAAUACACCAACACUGGUGCUGGAUCUUGACAAAUUGUACCAUGUUCGUGCAGUGACCCACGGUGAUGUUAUCAGAGCAGAUAUUAAGGACGUACCACGCAUCUUCCAAGUCUUAUACGCUGGAGAAGGGGAGUGUCGAAAACAGGAAGAGGGACAAUCAAUUGUUGCAAAGACCGACAGAGCAAAUAUUGUUGAGUUCAAAAACCAUGAGUUCAUUGUUGUGUACUUCCACAUGCCAACAAGUUGUGAGUCAUGUAACAAACCUCUGAGUAGUAUUGUCAGACCCCCAGCAGCAUUGGAAUGCCGAUUGUGUAACAUGAAACUUCAUAAAGAACAUCAUGAUCGAGGUGAAGAAGUUAUUCCUCCAUGCAAAGUGGCAACUGACGUCAACACAGCAAGAAACCUAAUUGUGCUUGCAGCUAACAAGGAUCAACAACAGCUGUGGAUUAAGAAAUUAAGUCGUAAAAUCCCCUCCAAAGUGAAAACAUUACCAUAUAAUUCUCCCAGAUUUUCCACCUGUUUGUUGUAAAGUGUUAAACAUCUGUAAGACAUCUUCAAGUGGCCAAGAGCUGCCUCUUACCAAUCCAUGAGAAUCACCAGUAGCUCCUCAACAAAGAACUUGAUUCAGUCUUCCUCUUCCUUCAAGAGAUAGCUACUCAUCUGGAAACAUACCUGGCUUAGCUUUAUGGAUGGAGAAAUAUCCCUUUAAACAUUUAUACUGCACUCACCAAGAAGAAUUUCACUGAUAACAAGAAAUCUCCCUUUAAUCUGAAAUUUUUAUAUUAAUACAGUAUUUCUUACUUUUUUGUUAAAAUCUGAAAAUGAUGGAUUCUUGUUUUUCUGUGAAAAGACAACAUUUUAAACAUAGUAUUUAUUGUAUGAUUUAUCAAUAUUUAAUGUGUUCCAUUAUCAAAACUAACAGAUAAAGGGACAUAUGAAGUUGAAUCCAAUGGGGCAACUUUAUUCCUGGAAUGGUAAAUUAGUUGUUGGAUUCAAUGAUGUAACUUACUUUAAAAUGACAUCAAUGGCGUACUUCUGAAUGUUAUAGAUCAAUGCUUGAUCUAUAUACUCAAAUUAUUAUAGGUUUGAUAUUUACCACUCUUAUCUUGUUUGAAACACACAGUGAUGUUUGUUUGUACAACUGACACUCAAAUGUAAUUUAAUGAUUUUAUGAUGUACUAUAGUUUUUUGUUUAUAUUUUUUCCUUGUUUGCAUUCAAAAACAGGUCUAUGUAUGCAUCCAUGCGGCUCCCGAGAUCACCUCGGUUUAUUCAAGCAACAAAGUCUUUCAGAAAGUAAAUAUAUUAUACAAUGGCAUGAAAAAUCAACUUGUUAAAACCAGUACUACUGUAAUUACAUUUACUGGAUUGAACUGGCUAAACUGUACCAGUUUAAACUAGUUUGAACCAGCUAAAUAUGUAUCGCAAUCAAUAAUAUGAUGUGCGUUAACUUCACCUUGCUUCAUUGAUACUAUAUGCACGAUUUUAACCUAGCUAAAAAUGGUAUAUGGUUUUCUAAAACAAUUGGGUUUUUUAUCUUUCAAUUGAUAAAACAGUUGAUUUUUCUUGCCAUCAUAAUCAUGAAAGCUUGAAGAAAUUUUAGAUGCAUGAGAUUUAAAUUAUGAAUGAAAUAUUAAUAAUCCUUCUGCAUCUUGUGGAUUAACUUAAUCAUUCCAGAACAUUAUUUGCUUGUCAAUUCAAACAAGAAUGAAACAUUAACCAAUUGGAAUUUAUUAUAUAAAUGAAAAAUGAAAAGAAUGUUAUUUGCAAGAAUAUCUUCAAGCAUUGCAUGACAGAGACUUCAGACUUAAUAGUCCCAUGUGGUGUACAAUAAAAUGAGUCACAAAAUCUGCUGGGAUUGCACAGACGGACGGUGCUAAACACAAUGUGACACAGGUGGUACGUUUAAAUUAUAGAGGAAUUUACUCCGGUCAUGUUCUGGCUGACAUUUUUGAAAAACAUGUACUUUGUAUUUGUGGUUAAAUCUUAUUUCUCAUAAUUCAAUGCCGUUUAAUAUAUCACUGUGUCACAUUGGCAUAUUUGAGCACUAACUAGAAGUAAGCACAUAGAUGUGAAGUGCAACAAAACUCAACAGAAACUUCAUUCAAAUAAAUUUGUUUUGGAUUGAAUUGAAAGUCACUGGGAAAAGUCAAUUUCAAACUCUUAUUUAAACUCAAAUCCCUUAUGAUUUAGAAUUCUGUUUUCUGUUUUAGUGACAAGACUGUAGUUUCUUCAAUAUGAAAUCAGUUGUUUAGUUUUAAAGACUCCUAAAAUAUCUACUUUUUUCAAUUCAUAUUUAGGACAACAUUCUUUUUUUUAUUUUAUUAAAAACACACAGCUGUACUCUAUUUUCUCAGAUCUCUCAAAAUAACAUCAUUAUAUAUCACUUUAUUCAAAAUCUCAUCUAGUAGUGGCCAAAUGCCAAAUUGUAUGUUAUUAAUACAAAAUAUUUAAAAGCAGUUACAAUAUUUGAAAACAGUAACAAUAUUAAAAAAUGCAAAACAAUUGUUAUAAUUUAGUUCUAAAGACACAUAAAAAUCUUGUUUUGGUAAUUCUUCAAGGAGGUUUAUGCUUUAUUUUGAAAGACACUCCAUAAUUUGAUAAAUUUAAUUUUUUAAAACAAAUAGAACCUUAUUAAUAUUAACAUUCACCACACAUGUAUUUCCACUAUUUCCUUUGAGCCACCUCAAAAAGUUCCAUCCAUUCUCUGCCAUUAGGCUUCUUGCUUCUGUUCUGCCAGUCUUCUGUCAUCAGUCCUCUCAUAUACUUUCUAAUUGUCAUCACGUUUUGUAGAUUCAUGUCAAGUAGCACUUGCAAAGAAAAAAGUGAUUGAUUGACUGACAGAUUUACAUUUUAGAUAGCAGCAAAUAAACACUAACCUCCACAAGCUUUGAAAAUAUUUUAAUUUAUUUUUUUUUAAUAAGUUAAUAAUGGCAAAUAAAUUGGUAUUAAGAAUUGCUUCAAAAAAUAACCAGGUUGAGGAAAGUCAUACUAGUGUCAUUAAACGUCAUUGUUUUAACACAAAGUACAGUAAAACAUAGGAAGGUAAUACAAUCUCAGCGUUUUUAUAUUCUUGAAUAUUACCUAAACUCUUGUGUAAAUUAUUUGUUGAUGAGUAAAUUAUAUUCAUUUUAAGAAGAUGUAUAAAGCAUUCAUACAUGACAUACAUUUGCUCAGUAUAAUUUAAUGAAAUUAUUUGCAAGUACCUUGUAUUGUUUUGUUUUUCUGCAUCUGUGUAGUUUAUUAUUAAACAAAUUGUCUGAAUCUGAACUGUAUUUAUUGUCAACAUGAUAAAAAUCUUUUCAAUACAAUAUUUUUACAAAAUUGUAAUUUUAUUAAUAUCAUAUUAUUAUUAUUAUUAUUACUAUUAUUAUUGUUAUCAUCAUUGUAAAAAAUGUAAUGCGCAAUUCCUUACUGUGAAUACUAUCUUUUAAGUUGAUAGUAACAGUAAUAAUGAUAAAGACAAUAUAACAAUAGUUAUAAUUAUCAGACAGGUGUUUGGAAUUCACUAUGUUAUAAGAACAAAAUAACAGUUUCAUUGGGGUAAAAUGAAUUAAGUAAACUGGUAUAGGCAUAAAGAAAAUAGAACAUUUUCUCUAUGUUGUAAGUAAGUUCCUGAUAUGUGUGUUUUUUGUGUUCAGGAAAUAUAACCCACAAUGCAUUUUGACAAAGACAGCUUUAAGUUGAUGAAUUCCAUUCCAAAUUAACCUAAAGCAAGGUUAAGGCCAUCAUUCCAUUGAUAAAGAGAAAGUGUUUGUUUUUUAAAUAUGACAAUUUGUCUACUAAGCCACAGAAAGUGUGAAAAUGGCAGUUGAGGAAUGACUGAAUAUUUUAAAGAAGAUAUACUUAGUAUGGCAACAUGCAACCAUUUUACAUCUCAAAGUUAGAUCGUCAUCAAAUGAGAGUAAUUAAUUUCACAAGGUAUUUUGAUUCUGAAAUUAGUCAUUGUAAUUAUUAUAUGAUAAGUAUUAUAUUGAAAGAGGUUCCACUUUGCUGAUUCUGUAUGCAUAAAAUACAGAAAUUUUGCAAAACCAUACCAACAAUUAGCAAACAUCUCAACAAGAAACCGUAUCAUUGUUUCAACGCUGCAUGUUUAUGUCGAAGUUCAAAUCAUGUUAACAAAUAGGGGCACUACAGAGCAUGUACACAAUGAAUAUUCAUUAUGCCUUCUGUUUGCAAAAUGUUUUUUUCAAAGGAUUAGUAGUUGAUACGCCUUGACCUUUGACACAGCCAUGUGAUGUUGAAACUACCGGAGACUUAUUUUCUGGUAAAUUAAGUUGAACCUCUUUCCCGAUAUUUGGUUUUAAUCAUUUAUAUUUCCGAUUUAUAAUAAUUAAGUUUAGAUGUAGAUACAGGCCAUGUGUAACAAAGAGAAGUCAUUUAUAUUAUACAUUAUAUAUGCUAUUAAAUUUUGUAUUUAUUGGUUAUAAGAUCAUGGAGCCAGCUCUAUGUAAUAAUUAUAUUUCAUUCAGAACUUUUUUGUGAGUGUGUGUGAGAAAACAAUGAGCUUUUAUAGUCUUGUACAGCAUCCCUGUCAUACAUACCCUGAUAACUGUGUAGAUAACUUGCAGAUAUUUUCAAAUUGUCAAUAUUUUUUCAAUGUUAAAUUUAGUGUUUAAACAUAAUAUUAAAUAUUAGUGUUUAAUAAUUUUUUGAACCACCUUCAUAAUAUUGUUAUGCAAAUAAGCAUCAUAGCUUUAGUAUUGAAUGUAAAAAAGAUGUACGUGCCGUUGAAGAAAACCUUGGUAAUAUGUUUAUAGAUUAGACUCACUGCAGCAUAUGUUUAGUUUAAGUUACAGAUUAGACUUAAACAAGGCGUCUUCCAAUUAUUUUGGAUGUGGAAUGCAUUUAUUUCCUUGUCCAUUGUUUUAUCCCACCAGUAAAAACAGAAAUUAGUUUUUGUUUUUUUUUUUCUUCUUUUUUUUUUAGAUUUUGUUUUACAAACUUUACAUAGUUUUCAUUUAAAUUAAGGAUUAUUUCAAAAAUAAAAAAAAAACAUCAGGUUUUCAUGGGUGCUGCAGGCUAUUAACUUAUAAUUUAUUUUUCAAUUCAUCUGCAUAUAUACAAUUGAUUUAGUUGCUUGCUUUGGUUGACUAAGAACUUUUUAUGAAUCUUACGUUGGAGUGGAGAGUACAGUACAUGUAAAGGUUUUAUAACAAAAUUUCAGGACUUGGAUCACUGUCUUGUCAUUUUUGUAAACCGAUUUGUAGUUCAAGGUCGUCCAAGUGGUCACUCAUAUGGAUCUAUCAAAAACAUAUUGGAAAUUUGCCUAUAUUACAUCUGUAAAUAUUAUAUAACUUAAUACUAGGGUAUAUUUGUAUUGUAUGAUUGUCUUUUUACUAUAAUAUAACUCUAACAAAAAUAUAUUUCAAAAAUGAUUUUUUUUUUUGACUGAACAUUUUUAUAAUACAAAAUUAGUUUUUUGGUUAAAAGUAAUUGAUUAAUUUUACCAGUUACAGAAGUUGUCAAACAUAUCAGACACAUUAUGUUAUUGUUAAUCUCCACAUACAUAAUCUUCACAAUGUAUCAUACAGUUGUAUAAUCACUAAUGGAUUUAAGAUGAUUUUAAAAUCCCAUUCAUAUUUUAAUUUUCGAUUUAAUGACAGUUUCUUUAUUUUAAAAAUUGCGCAUUAUUUUCCGUGCCUUUACGUGUUGCGCGGGUUAAAGCUUUCAUUACGUCACAUACCAUUGUAUAGAGAAAUCACUUGCAUUGUGAUUCUCUGACACUUUGUUGACAUGACCACUUAUGUAUUUGUUGUAACAAUAAGCAUUUUAGACAUUAUGACUAUUCUUCAUUCGCCAGUUUAUUUGGAGUUUUUUUUUCCCCAGGUAAACUUAUCUUGUAAAUGCUUUCAACUCUUACAUUGUAUUUUUAUUUUCGAAAUUAUGAUUUGUAAAAAUUAUACGACUAACAAUAAGUGAUAGUAAACUGGAUACUGUUUAGUUAUCAAAUGGUGGCGUAAGAAAAUCAAAAUGCCAUUUUAGCAUCUUAAAUGAAGAAGUAAAUGAUAUUCGUGUGAAAAUAGAA
Anneissia japonica is the source of this 9739-nucleotide messenger RNA. Its product is annotated as rho-associated protein kinase 1-like. Gene Ontology annotation, molecular function: ATP binding; Rho-dependent protein serine/threonine kinase activity; small GTPase binding. Lineage: Eukaryota; Metazoa; Echinodermata; Crinoidea; Comatulida; Comatulidae. Gene Ontology annotation, biological process: mitotic cytokinesis; embryonic morphogenesis; cortical actin cytoskeleton organization. Gene Ontology annotation, cellular component: cytoskeleton; cytoplasm. The transcript is spliced from 38 exons. Bases 253 to 4242 code for a protein of 1329 amino acids. The record is from RefSeq and is a predicted model, not a curated record.